AUGAUGAAGAAGCUGUUAGAUGAGAAACGAUGCUCAUAUUGCUAUCGUCUGGUACUGUCGUUGUUAAAUGUUACCAUUCUGACACUUGGCUUAACAGUUAUUGGUCUUACGCUAUGGUUAUGGUUUGAUAAGAAAGUUGAAAUUGAUCUAAGGAGUAAUUUGUUGGUCGAAUACAACAACAACAUCGAUAUGGAUGAAACCAAAGCAAAAAUUCGUACCUGGGCAAAAUGGUCUUCAUUUAUUGCUUUAUUAAUCGGUUUGACAACAGUACUGUUGGGAUUUUUGGGUAUUGUUGGUGGAAUUCGCGAAAAUAGACGUCUAAUUUCGUGGUAUUUAAUUCUGGUUACACUAUGUCUAUUUUUUGAAAUGUCUAUUGAAGCUGUUAUUUACUGCUAUAAACCGAUGAUAAAACAUGAAGUCAAAGAAUAUGUUCGAUUGGCCGAACGAAUACAGAUGCUACCAGAUAUGGAUGUUUUAAAAUAUCGAGUAAAAUUAUUUAAAUAUUAA
This is a messenger RNA of Enterobius vermicularis (human pinworm), 507 nucleotides long. NCBI's taxonomy places the organism in Eukaryota, Metazoa, Nematoda, Chromadorea, Rhabditida, Oxyuridae. The record is from the annotation of a GenBank genome assembly.